AUGGGUUUAAUUGCUUCGGCAAAAUCAUCGGUGCUCGUUAAUGGAGUUCCUGCCUUUGAGUUCAAAUACUCUAAAGGGAUUCGCCAAGGAGAUCCUAUUUCGCCAUUUUUAUUUCUAAUAGGCAUGGAAGCCUUUACGGUGAUGUUCAAAAAGGCGAUCGCGGAAGGGGUUUUUAAGGGUUUCGAAGCACCGAACGGGGGGCCUUAUGUUACAUGUCUUUUGUUCGCCGAUGACUCCCUAAUCAUAGGAGAAUGGUCCGAUGCUAAUGCAGACAAUAUGUUGAGAUUGUUGAAGUGUUUCAACAUAAUCUCAGGUCUUAACAUCAAUUAUCAAAAGUCCAGCCUUAUUGGGGUUGGAGUCAAUGAGGUGGAAGUGGUCUCUAUGGCGAAUAGAAUGAAUUGUAGGGUGGAAAAGGCUCCUUUCUUAUACCUCGGGUUAAAGGUUAGAGCUAAUAUGAAUCGGAUCCGAAAUUGGCAACCGGUGAUAGACGUUUUUGAUGCUAGAUUGGCCAGUUGGAAAGCUUCCUCGUUAUCGAUGGGCGAAAGACUUACAAUUCUUAAAUCGGUCCUUGAAAGCUGA
Molecule: messenger RNA, 579 nt
Organism: Helianthus annuus (common sunflower)
Lineage: Eukaryota; Viridiplantae; Streptophyta; Magnoliopsida; Asterales; Asteraceae
Exons: 1
Coding region: 1-579 (192 amino acids)
Source: RefSeq, a predicted model, not a curated record